UGAUUCAUUACUGCUAUAGUGUCAUUAUUAGUUUAGUAAAACAAAACUAUCACUAAGCUAAGCUUGCAAAAAUAAAUGUUUAAAAUUAUAAUAAAGUAGUUGAAGAAUAGUUUUUGUUAGAAUUUCAUUGAAAUGGCAUUAAGAAGAAUUAGAUCCAAACAAAAUAAAAUGGGUAGAGAAUUGGAGAGUAAAGUAAUAUUUAUAGAUGAUAAUAGUUUAAAUUUAUAUCCGGGAACAAAUUCAGAAGUUAUAUACAGAUGCGAUGAAUGCAAUUAUGAAAUUGAAAUUUUCAACGAAAAUUUAGUAUUAUCAUGGCAAAUGCACAUACAAGAAACGUAUCAUUUUGAAACACUUGAUCGUGAACGUGAAUUAUUGGAGCAAAUGCUUGAACGAGAACAAAAUGGAACAAAGUCUAAAGAAAAAAAUAAAAAAGGUAGACGUAAUCGUCGAAAUGGAAAAAGUACUGCCGAUGAUGAAUCCGAAGAGAGGUGGUCUAGACGACGAGUUUUAGUAUUAAAUGAAACUAACUAUUCAGAUGAAUAUAAAAAUUUAUCACAACCAAAAUUUUGUAAAAAUUCAGAUGUUCAUGAUAUUUUUGAUAUGUUUCCAUCUGUAGAAUUAAUAAAUAAAUGGGGACACGAGGAAGUAAUGAAAGCUGAAAAAGAGAAAUUAAAAGAUCAAUCGAAAAAGAUAGUUCUAGAAUCUUUAGAAAAUAUUAUAAAAGAAUUUUAUCCAAAAAAAUUUACAAUUAAAUUAUUUGGAUCUCGCGUAACUGGAUUAGCUACUGGAACAACUAAUGAUAUGGAUGUUUUUAUUGAUACAGAUGGUGAAUUAACGAACGACGAAAAUGCACAAGAUGAAUUUUUGUGUAAAUUAAAUAAAUUUUUUUUAAAUAAUUGCCAUGUGAUAAAUAUGAAAAAAAUAAAAAAAAAUAAAGAAAUAGCAAAAUAUUUCGAUGAAGUAGGAUAUCCAUUAUAUGGUGCUUGGGGUGCAGUAGUUUAUAUUAAAAAUACACGUACACCAAUAAUCAAAGCUAAAAAUAAGAAAUGUGAUAUGUCCUGUGAUAUUUCUGUUAAGAGCGGUUUAUCAGUAAUUAAUACUGAAUUAUUAAAGAGUUUAUUUCAUCAUCUGCCUAUAAUGCGACAAAUAAUAUUAAUUUUACGAUUAUGGUUUAAAAAUUGGCCAUGGUCAAAAAAAUUUACAAACUAUGCAAUUUCCUUAAUGACUUUAUUUUAUUUACAAAAUGAAAAGGUAUUGCCAUCAGUUCAUAAAAUAAAUCAAAAAUGCGUUAAAUUGAAAAAUGAAGCAGGAUGGCCCGUAUAUGAUUAUUCAACGCACGAGGAAUUUAAAAAGUUAAAAAUAAAUCAAGAACAAAUGUCGUUAACAGAACAUUUAUAUAAAUUUUUUAAAUUUUAUGCCAAAUUUAAUUUUGAAACAGAUGUGAUUUGUCCUUAUAUGGGACAUUCUGUAAAUCGGCUCAAUUUUCAAAAUGAUGGUUUAAGUUUACCUAUUGAAAUGGUGGAUUAUAAAAAUUUUGUUAGCAAUCCAAAUAAAGAAGAAUGCUUAUACGACACUCCGAUUGUAUUACAAGACCCAAUUGAGCAAUGCCACAACGUUACACGAAACAUACAAAAAUACGAGUUGCAAAAAUUCAAAACAAUGGCUGAACUAACAUGUUUGGUACUGGGUGACCGAGUUUUAAAGUCAGUUACACUAGAAUCAUAAAAUCAGUUAACUCUAAUGUUCGUUUAAAAUUAGAAAAUUGUUCUUGUUUUUUUAAUAAUUUUAUUGAAAA
Messenger RNA from Chrysoperla carnea, 1795 nucleotides. RefSeq names its product terminal uridylyltransferase Tailor-like. The record is from RefSeq and is a predicted model, not a curated record. Gene Ontology annotation, molecular function: poly(A) RNA polymerase activity. The coding region runs from base 133 to 1725 and encodes 530 amino acids. Lineage: Eukaryota; Metazoa; Arthropoda; Insecta; Neuroptera; Chrysopidae. Gene Ontology annotation, biological process: mitochondrial mRNA polyadenylation; mRNA 3'-end processing. The transcript has 7 exons.